ACCGGGGCGGAGCGCGGGGUGCGGCGGCGGCACCGGGCGCGCCCUCGCGUGCUGGGGAGGCGACCCGCUCGCCUUCCUCACCGCCGCGCCCCAGCCCCAUGGACGUCCUGUGCGGCUCCGGGGAGCUUGGCUCCAAGUUCUGGGACUCCAAUCUGUCUGUGCAUACCGACAGCCCAGACCUCACUCCCUGCUUCCAGAACUCGCUGCUGGCCUGGGUCCCCUGCAUCUACCUGUGGGUGGCCCUGCCCUGCUACCUCUUCUACCUGCACCGCCACCAUCGAGGCUACAUUAUCCUCUCCCACCUCUCCAGGCUCAAGACGGCCUUAGGUGUCCUGCUGUGGUGUGUCUCCUGGGCUGACCUCUUCUACUCCUUCCAUGGCCUGGCUCAUGGCUGGGCUCCUGCCCCCAUCUUCUUUGUCACCCCCUUGGUGGUGGGGGUCACCAUGCUGUUGGCCACCCUGCUGAUCCAGCAUGAGCGGCUGCAAGGAGUGCAGUCCUCGGGGGUCCUCAUCAUCUUCUGGCUCCUGUGCGUGGGCUGCGCCAUCAUCCCCUUCCGUUCCAAGAUCCUUUCAGCUGUGGCAAAGGGCAAGAUCUCCGACCCCUUCCGCUUCACCACCUUUUACAUCUACUUUGCCCUGGUGCUUUUUGCCCUCAUCCUGUCCUGCUUCAAGGAGAAGCCACCGUUUUUCUCCCCAAAGAAUGUCGAGCCCAACCCUUGCCCGGAGACCAGUGCUGGCUUCCUCUCCCGCCUGUCUUUCUGGUGGUUCACAAACAUGGCCAUCCUCGGCUAUCGACGGCCCCUGGGAGAGAAGGACCUCUGGUCUCUGAAGGAGGAGGACCGCUCGGAGGCAGUGGUGCACAGGCUGCUGGAGGCAUGGAAGAAGCAGGCAGCGGGACCCAAGGAUACAGCAGCAUCUGGGAAGAAAGUCUCCAGUGAGGAUGAGGUGCUGCUAGGGGGCCAGCCCAGGCCCCGGGAGCCCUCCUUUCUGAAGGCCCUGCUGGCUGCCUUUGGCCCCAGCUUUCUCAUCAGCGUGUGCUUCAAGCUGAUCCAGGACCUGCUCUCCUUUGUCAACCCACAGCUGCUCAGCCUCCUGAUCAGAUUUAUUUCAAACCCCAGGGCCCCUACCUGGUGGGGCUUCCUGGUGGCUGCGCUGAUGUUCGUGUGCUCCACGAUGCAGAGUCUGAUCUUACACCAGUACUUCCACUGCAUCUUUGUGACUGGGUUGAAGCUUCGUGUGGGGAUCACAGGUCUCGUCUACAGGAAGGCUUUGGUCAUCACCAAUUCUGUCAAGCGUGAGUCCACUGUGGGAGAAAUCGUCAAUCUCAUCUCAGUGGAUGCCCAGCGCUUCAUGGACCUUGCCCCCUUCCUCAACCUGAUAUGGUCAGCACCCCUGCAGGUCAUCCUGGCCAUCUACUUUCUCUGGCAGAUCCUGGGUCCCUCAGUCCUGGCUGGAGUUGCUCUCAUAGUCUUGCUGAUCCCACUCAACGGAGCUGUGGCCAUGAAGAUGCGUGCUUUCCAGGUAGAGCAAAUGAAGUCCAAGGACUCACGCAUCAGGCUGAUGAAUGAGAUCCUGGGCGGCAUCAAGGUGUUGAAACUGUAUGCCUGGGAGCCCAGCUUCUUGGAACAGGUGGAAAGCAUCCGGCAGGGCGAGCUCCGGCAGUUGCGUAAGACAGCCUACCUCCACGCCAUAGCCACCUUCAUCUGGGUCUGCACCCCCUUCCUGGUGACCCUGAUCACCCUCGGGGUUUACGUGUGUGUGGACCAGAACAAUGUGCUGGAUGCUGAGAAGGCCUUUGUGUCCGUGUCCCUGUUCAAUAUCUUAAAGAUUCCCCUCAACAUGCUGCCCCAGUUAAUUACCAACCUGGCCCAGACCAGUGUGUCUCUGAAGCGGAUCCAGCAUUUCCUGAGCCAAGAUGAACUUGACCCCCAGUUUGUGGAAAGGAAGACCAUCGCCCCAGGCUAUGCUGUCACCAUACACAAUGGCACCUUCACCUGGGCCCAGGACCUGCCCCCGACCCUGCACAGCCUAAACAUCCAGGUGCCCACAGGGGCACUGGUGGCCGUGUUGGGACCUGUGGGCUGUGGGAAGUCCUCCCUGGUGUCUGCCCUGCUGGGAGAGAUGGAGAAGCUGGAAGGCAAGGUGUAUGUGAAGGGCUCUGUGGCCUAUGUGCCCCAGCAAGCGUGGAUCCAGAACUGCACACUUCAGGAAAACGUGCUGUUUGGCCAAGCCCUGGACCCCAAGCGGUACAAACAGACUCUGGAGGCGUGCGCCCUGCUAGCCGACCUGGAAAUGCUGCCUGGCGGGGACCAGACAGAGAUUGGAGAGAAGGGCAUUAACCUGUCUGGAGGCCAGCAGCAGCGGGUCAGUCUGGCCCGAGCUGUUUACAGUGAGGCCGACACUUUUUUCCUGGAUGACCCACUGUCAGCCGUGGACUCCCACGUGGCCAAGCAUAUCUUUGACCAAGUCAUCGGGCCAGAAGGUGUGCUGGCAGGCAAGACACGUGUGCUGGUGACACACGGCAUCAGCUUCCUGCCCCAGACGGACUUCAUCAUCGUGCUAGCUGAUGGACAAGUAUCCGAGGUGGGCUCCUAUUCAGCCCUGCUGCAGCACAAUGGCUCCUUUGCUAACUUCCUCCGCAACUAUGCGCCGGCUGAGGUCGAGGAGCACCUGGAGGACAGCAGGACCGUACUGCAGGAUGCAGAUGAUGAGAUGCUGCUGAUUGAAGACACACUCAGCGAUCACACAGACCUGACAGAUAAUGAGCCAGUCACAUAUGAGGUCCAGAAGCAGUUUAUGAGACAGCUGAGUGUCAUGUCCUCAGAAGGGGAGGGCGCAGGUCGGCCUGUGCUCCGGAGACGAGUGGGUACAGCAGAAAAGGUAAUGCAGGCAGCAGAGGUGAAAGCGAGAGGGGCGCUGAUCCAGGAGGAGAAGGUGGAGAUGGGCACUGUGAGUAGGUGGACAAGGAGGGCUGGAGAGGGUGGCCAGGCUCCCAGCAGUGCCGGGGCUCCCAGGAGUCCUCUGUCCAUGACCAUGAUCAUGGCCAUGCAGGUGAAGCUGAGGGUGUUCUGGGAUUAUGCCAAGGCCAUGGGGCUCUGCACUGCGCUGCUCGUCAGUCUGCUGUACAUGGGUCAAAGUGCUGCUGCCAUUGGGGCCAACAUGUGGCUCAGUGACUGGUCCAACGAGGCUGUGACAGAUGUCCGACAGAACAAUACCUCCCUGAGGCUGGGGGUCUAUGCCACCUUGGGAAUUCUGCAAGGGCUCCUGGUGUUGCUGUCAGCCAUGGCAAUGGCGGUGGGCGGAGUCCAGGCCUCGCGCUCGGUUCACCAGGCACUGCUGCACAACAAGAUGCACUCGCCCCAGUCUUUCUUCGAUACGACACCCUCAGGCCGCAUCCUCAACUGCUUCUCCAAGGACAUCUACAUCAUCGACGAGGUUCUGGCCCCCACCAUCCUUGUGCUGCUGGGUUCUGUCUACAACUCCCUCUCCAUUCUCCUGGUCAUCAUGGCCACAACACCUCUCUUCACGGUGGCCGUCCUGCCCCUGGCUGUCCUCUAUGGCCUUGUGCAGCGCUUCUAUGUGGCCACAUCACGGCAACUGAAGCGGCUGGAAUCUGUCAGUCGCUCUCCCAUUUAUUCCCACUUUUCGGAGACGGUGACUGGCUCCAGUGUCAUCCGGGCCUAUGGCCGCAGCCAGGAGUUCGAGGGCAUGAGUGACACUAAGGUGGACACCAACCAAAGGAGCUGCUAUCCCUACAUCGCCUCCAACAGGUGGCUGGGGAUCCGAGUGGAGUUCGUGGGAAACUGCAUUGUGCUCUUUGCAGCAGUCUUCGCUGUGACUGGGAGGAGCAGCCUGAGUCCGGGGCUGGUGGGCCUUUCUGUGUCCUAUGCCCUACAGGUGACGUUGGCUCUGAACUGGAUGAUACGAGUGAUGUCAGACUUGGAGUCUAAUAUUGUGGCCAUGGAGAGAGUAAAGGAGUACUCCAAGACAGAGACUGAGGCCCCUUGGCUGCUGGAGGGUAGCCGCCCUCCUGAGAGCUGGCCCCAGCACGGCGAGGUGGAGUUCCGGAAUUACUCUGCGCGCUACAGGCCGGGCCUGGAGCUGGUGCUGAAGGACCUGAGUCUGCGCGUGCGCGGAGGUGAGAAGGUGGGGAUCGUGGGCCGCACUGGCGCUGGCAAAUCGUCCAUGACCCUCUGCCUGUUCCGCAUCCUGGAGGCCGCAGAGGGUGAAAUUCGCAUCGAUGGCCUCAACGUGGCAGAUAUCGGACUUCAUGACCUGCGUUCUCGGCUGACUGUCAUCCCCCAGGACCCCGUCCUGUUCUCAGGGUCCCUGCGGAUGAACCUGGACCCUUUUGGCAGUUACUCAGAUGAAGACAUAUGGCGGGCCUUGGAGCUGUCCCACCUGUAUGCCUUUGUGAGCUCCCAGCCGGCAGGCCUGGACUUCCAGUGCAGCGAGAGAGGGGAGAAUCUCAGCAUGGGCCAGCGGCAGCUCAUGUGCCUGGCCCGAGCCCUGCUCCGCAAGAGCCGCAUCCUAGUUUUAGACGAGGCUACAGCUGCCAUCGACCUGGAGAUGGACGACCUCAUCCAGGCUACCAUCCGCACCCAGUUUGAGACCUGCACGGUGCUGACCAUUGCACACCGGCUCAACACCAUCAUGGACUAUACCAGGGUCCUGGUCCUGGACAAAGGGACAGUAGCUGAAUUUGAUUCUCCAACCAACCUUGUUGCAGCCAGAGGCAUCUUCUAUGAGAUGGCCAGAGAUGCUGGCCUUGCCUAAAAUGUAUUCCUGGGAUUUCCUCCUGGCCAUUCCUGGUUUUCAUCAUGAAGGAAAAGGACACCAAAUAUGUCUGCAGAAUGGACUUGAUGGCAAACACUGGGAGUAUUUGUUAGAUUUUUGUCACUGUAAAGAGCCCAACAAGAUAACCAUGCUAAGUGUGUUAGAUGAGGAAGAGAAGCCCAAGAGGUGAACAUGCCAGGGUCAGAGCUAGCUUGAGGCAGAGCCCAGGCUAGGCCAUGAGUCUCUUGAUUCCCAAUCUAGUGUUAUUUCCCAUUUUCAAUCACUUUAUGGAAUAAUUUCCCUAGUUGUAUGAUUUUUCAUAUUUUAUACUCUGAAGUAUUUUUUUUUAAAUGAAGCUUUAUCCUCCUGGAACAGAAGACUGCUGGGUCGGCCAUCCCUAGGAACAGAGUCCUAUGCUCUGGAAUGCUGGCCUGAAUCCAUUAAAAAUGGAGCAGUGAUGAAAUAAAGCUACGUGGUCGACAAUAUAUAUAUAUAUAUAUACCCCAACGUAGCCUUUCUCUGCCUGCUCACAGGGUUUGGUGGUUAGAACCUUUGGAGGAGGCAAGGAGGAAGAGGUAGGGGUAGAGGCCGACUUCAUGCACAUCUGCGUGGCUGGAAUUAUCUGCAAACUUCAGACCCAAAAGCCUUUGGCUGAGAAUACUGUCUUCAUAGCCAAAAUUCACUGGGUAGUUGCCAAUAGUUCUUGCUCUGCUGUGCAGAUACUAUAAAAAGGUGAGACACAAAGCCCCUGAAAUCUGACCUGAGGCCUCUUGGGAAAGCUGCCGUGCAUACCUCCAUGUUUAUGUCAUCCCUCAGUCCUCCAAGCCUGCUUCUCUA
Manis javanica (Malayan pangolin) is the source of this 5612-nucleotide messenger RNA. RefSeq names its product ATP binding cassette subfamily C member 3 (gene ABCC3). Gene Ontology annotation, cellular component: membrane. Gene Ontology annotation, biological process: transmembrane transport. The record is from RefSeq and is a predicted model, not a curated record. Gene Ontology annotation, molecular function: ABC-type transporter activity; ATP hydrolysis activity; ATP binding. Lineage: Eukaryota; Metazoa; Chordata; Mammalia; Pholidota; Manidae.